Molecule: messenger RNA, 2747 nt
Organism: Frankliniella occidentalis (western flower thrips)
Lineage: Eukaryota; Metazoa; Arthropoda; Insecta; Thysanoptera; Thripidae
Exons: 3
Coding region: 423-2660 (745 amino acids)
Source: RefSeq, a predicted model, not a curated record
UGGCUUUGAGUUCUUAGUUCUUGCCCAGGAUGGCGGAUAGUGAUGGUUGUGGGAGUGCUAUCCCUGGCCACAACAUUUCAUCUUAUAUUUGUGGAGAUUGAAUUGUUUAUUAAAAUAGAAAGGGCAGCUGAAAAACACGCUGUUCUGGUUCUGAACUUAUUCUAAAAUGUAAAUACCUGAAUGAUUUUAAAUGUUGAGACUUACAUUUAUCCACGGCCCAGUAGACGUUACCAUCUUGUUUUGCAGCCUCAGCCACUGCACACAGCAGACGAUAAACAAGCGCGGGCCGCGGCGGCGUCAACAAAGAUCAACUCCAUUCGACAGAUUUGGUUUAUGAAUCCAAGAACUAUUGUUGAAACUUUGUCUAUUCAAGAAGACGGUGACUUCUGAAUAGGGUUAGGACGACCUGCACUUUUGCUGAAAUGGCUUCUCGCAAAGGUAAACAUUACCAAGAGUACAUGGAUAAGCUGCUGAGAGGAGAGAAAAAUGUCACUAUACCAUACUCUACAUGGAGUGCAUGGCUUCGCAAAGGAAAAAUAACUGUAGAAAAACUUCAUCAACUUGGUAUAAAAACAAAUCAGAGGAAACGCAGAACUCCCAGGGUUGAUUUGCAACGCGAAGACUCUGGACUUGGAUCCGAACAACAAAACCACGAAGUACGAGAGGCAAAUGCUGAUCAACAUCAUGCAGUAGAUUGUAAUGUGUCAGAUGCAAGUUCUGACAGCCAAGACGGAAGUGCUCCUUUUCGUGAAAGUGACAGUGAUAGUGAUAGUGACAACGCCCAUUUGGAUAGAGAACAAACUGAGCUCUCUGACCGAUCACAUACUGAUUCAUCUGACAGCAGUGGUGAUAGUGACAGUGAGAACAAUGACCCGCUAUUGGCUGACACUACCCGGCUCUUGUCUAUUUUAAACAAUCAAAGAAUUGGGCCAACUACUAUGAAUGAAAAAUUGCAUCCGAACUUAGAUAUUACUAAAUUUGAAGUUCUUCUGAUGAUUUUGCAUUUAAGUAUGAGGCACAGGAUGACAGAUGUUUUUUUGAACCAUCUGUUUGAAUUUGCUGAGAAAAUUGUUGGUAUGCCAAAGUCACUUCAUAUGUCAAAGCAUUUGUUUCACAAGCUAUUCCAAUGUGGUAGAAGGCCAACACAACACUUCUACUGUCCUAAAUGUUCUGAUUACCUUGGUGUUGGGGAAGACUUUAACAAUAGAGAUGUAACUUGUGAAAGGGAAGAGUGUGACUGGUCGAGCACUGCGUCCUCCCUUAACAGUAGAAACUAUUUUUUAACUUUGGAGAUGCGUCAGCAAAUAACUGAUGUUCUAUCAAGACCUGGCCUUAAAUUAGUCUCGAAGCAAAGAACAGAAAACGUUUUGACCGAUUUCAUGGAUGGUCUUGAAUAUCAGCAUAUCUUUAGAGAUCGUAUUUUACCGUCUGAACCAGAUGCUUUGACAUUAACAAUUAACACUGAUGGUUCUCCAAUCUUCAAAAGUGGGAAUAAUUCUUUGUGGCCUGUGCAUUUUUAUAUUAAUGAACUUGAUCCAAGUGAGCGUUUCUGUGCAGAAAAUGUACCAAAUAUUCAGGUGUUUCUGAAACCUAUAGUAGAGCAGUUGAUAGAAUUAGAAACUUCUGGUGUUGUCUGGACAAAGCCCGAUGGUUCCACUGUUGAAAGUCCAAUUUAUGUUUUGUCAUGCUGUUGUGAUUCUGUAGCUAGACCUAAAGUUCAAUGUCAUAUGCAAUUUAAUGGGGCAUAUGCCUGUGCAAUCUGUAUGCAUCCUAAUACUACAAUACUUGUUGAUCAAAAAGUUAAACCAGCAGUUCAAAAAAAUAAAAAGAGAGGCACUAAAAGGAAAGCUGACCAAGUUGAUGAAGAAGUGGCACCAAAGAAAAUUAAAAUAAUGAGGUACUUGAGAGACAGUUAUCCUUUACGGUCAAAUCAACAACUGAGAGAGCAUAUGGAGAUGGGGGAAGCAAGUCCACUGGGUCCUAUAAUGGGAUGCACAGGUAAGUCAGUGCUUGCUGAACUAAAGCAGUUCAAUGUUGUUUAUGGAUUUGUAAUUUAUUACAUGCAUGCAGUUUUGUUAGGCACAAUGAAAAAAAUGGCUUUUUUGUGGUUCGAUUCAAGUAGUAGUGGUGAGCCUUAUUAUAUUGGUCUGAAAAUUGACAGAGUUAAUCAGCGCUUGUCAACUAUCACUCCAACAAAUAGAUUCAGAGCUCCUCGACCUAUGUCGGAUAGAGUUCACUGGAAGGCUAACGAAUGGAGAGCGUUUUUACUUUAUUUUGGUUUAGUGGUUGUUCACAAUAUCCUACCAAUUCAGUACUACAAUCACUUUAAAAAACUAGUGUCAGCUAUUUAUAUAUUGUGUAAAGAAUCAAUUUUAAAUGAUGAGGUUGUACAUGCUCAUAAUCUCCUCAGCCAAUUUGUUCAUGAGUUCCAAGAUCUUUAUGGAGAAGUAAAUAUGGUAUAUAAUGUUCACAUAACAGGCCAUCUGGCACGGCUUGUUGCUAGAAUGGGUCCACUUUCGGCUUACUCUGCUUUCCCAUUUGAGUCUGCAAAUGGAAGGCUAGUUAAUCUUGCCAUGGGUACUAAAGGGGUUGCAACUCAAAUAUGUAGAAAGUACCUCAUGACUCACAAUGCUACAAAACUGUUUGGCCAUGGUUACUAGGUAAGCCCCCAAAUUUUAAAAUUCUGCUCCAAAGUGAUUGGCUAUGAAUACCUUGAGAACUCAAGUAAGGGUCAAAACGAUGAAAAC